AUGCUGAGUCAUGCUAUUUCGUUUAGGUUUACGUCUGAAAGCUCACCGGAGAUUUUCAACGGUAUCCAUGGCAGGGCUCGUUUCGACAGUCUCGUCAACCUGGUCUCCCGUCUGCAUACCACAUUCCGCCGCAAGCUUGAAGAGGGCGUUGAACUCUGCGCCUUCUGCAGGAACAACGGCGAGCCCUACGAGUUCUAUGUCACUCACAAAUACGGAGCAUGGUGCAUGCUCGACGCCAGCUUCCGCCUGGCGAACUCUGAAGAUCGUCAUGGAACCUUCAAUGCGCAUAAUCCUGAUCGUUUACGCUAG
This is a messenger RNA of Protopolystoma xenopodis, 309 nucleotides long. NCBI's taxonomy places the organism in Eukaryota, Metazoa, Platyhelminthes, Monogenea, Polystomatidea, Polystomatidae. The record is from the annotation of a GenBank genome assembly.